Molecule: messenger RNA, 300 nt
Organism: Fusarium graminearum PH-1
Lineage: Eukaryota; Fungi; Ascomycota; Sordariomycetes; Hypocreales; Nectriaceae
Exons: 2
Coding region: 1-300 (99 amino acids)
Source: RefSeq, a predicted model, not a curated record
AUGGGUUCCCUGCUCGCCAAAACUGUUGACAUUACCAAGCUGAGUGAAGUGCAACAGCUAUUCGAUGACAUCUCCAGCAAGUUCGUCAAGUUGGAUAUUCUAAUCAAUAAUGCCGCCAUCAUGGACCGCUUCGAGCCUGUUGGCGACGUCGAUCCGGAGUUAUGGGAUAGAGUCCUGGCAGUGAAUCUAACAGCUCCGCUCUUGCUCAGCAAGGUCGGCAUACACGGCAAGCAAGCACGGCUUGAUCGGUCUCACCAAGAGUACCGCGGCCUUCUACGGGACCAAGGGUAUUCGGUGUAA